This is a messenger RNA of Trypanosoma theileri, 726 nucleotides long. RefSeq lists its product as uncharacterized. NCBI's taxonomy places the organism in Eukaryota, Euglenozoa, Kinetoplastea, Trypanosomatida, Trypanosomatidae. The record is from RefSeq and is a predicted model, not a curated record. The annotation marks the transcript as partial. The transcript has a single exon.
AUGGGCACAGAGAAUGAUUGCAAAAAAGCUUUGAAUCGUACUAAGAAUGCAACGGAUAAUGCGCGUGAAGUUGGAGAGCUUUUGAAGCCCUUAUUGGAAGAAAUACGUGACCCUGAAACCCGGAGUAAAAAGGAAAGUGAAGCAAAAGAGUUGUCAAGGAAGGCAGUAGUUGCAGAAAGAGAGGCCAAAGAAGCCGCUGACAAGGCGAUUUCGAUGGCUGCAGCAACAACGAAUUUAGUGGAUACAUUGCAGGAUCGUAUAAUGCAAUUUCACAUUCUGGCGGAUCACUGUAAGAAAAUUACUGAGGAACACAUUAAAAAUGAAAAAGUAAGGAAAUUGGCUGAAGAGUGCAUGGAAGAAGCGGAGGGUCUGAAGCAUCCCCUUGAAGGUGUCAAAACGGUCAUUGAAAGUGCCAACAAGGCUGCGGAGGAAGCCAGGGAACAAGCGGAAGUUACCAACGUCACAGCAAUCAUUCUUAAAGCAUCAAUUAAUGAAGUUUUCCAAAAGUACCCAAAGAUGAAAGAAGAGGUGGAACGUGAAAUUAAGGAGACGGCUCAAACAACCGACGAUCAGACGAAUACAGGAAGUGAAGGUAAUAGGAUGCCAAACGAAAAUAAGGAGGUAGAUGGUUCACUUCCAAAUAAACAGAAUGAAGAAGAGAUAAAGAACCCGAAUACCAAUUCCGCACAAGCUGAGGCGGGAAGCCAUACAACUGCCGAACAGCAG